GUGUUCCAUCUGGGUCUCUGUCGUUGGAAAACGCGAGGAAGGGUUUCUGGUUAGACGGGUUGAGCUCGGACUUGUGCAAUCAUGAACGGUCAUCACCACUAUGCAGAGGAUGCAGACGACGAGACAGAGCGGGACCACCGCUCUAGCACGCUCUCAGACCCGUCCUCCAGCCGCACCGGCACCAGAGGCAUGAACGGAGGAUAUGACCCUGACUUGCGUACAUCCGUUACAGACCUGCCCGACGCCGUCCCAAUGCUCCCCUACUGGUCGGCGAAGCGACACCUUACCUGCGGAAACCCCACGCCUCCUCCUCCUGGAACACCGAAGAUGGUACCGUGGCGUGCGGCGCCUGGCAAGAUCAAGACCGCGCAUGCCGCUCUGGUUCUCUGCCUUAACAUCGACGUCGAUCCUCCAGACAUCAUCAAGACCAACCCUUGCGCUGUUCUUGAGGCAUGGGUAGAUCCUCAUACCAUGCCGUCCCACAAGGCCUUGGAGGUCAUUGGCACGAACCUUCAGCACCAAUUUGAGGGCCUCAACCCCAAGAUAUCUUACAAGCCGAUCCUCGAUCCCUCCAAGGAAGACCUGAAGCGCUUCUGUGUUACCUUGCGCAAGCAGGCGAUGGAUGAUGCAGUCCUCUUUCACUAUAACGGACAUGGAGUACCGAAGCCUACGCCUAGUGGAGAACUGUGGUGUUUCAACCGGAACUACACGCAGUACAUCCCCAUAGCCCUUCAGGAAAUCCAGAGCUGGCUCCGUUCUCCGUGCAUCUUCCUGUGGGACUGUUCAGCAGCAGGAAACCUGCUCAGCAACUUCGUCAAGUUCGCAGAGCAGCGCGACAGCGACGCGAAGCUACAUGGAGGCGGCUAUCCCGAGGGCACGCCUCCAUAUUCAGAGUGUAUUCAACUAGCAGCGUGCGCAGCUGACGAGCAGUUACCCUCGUGCCCAGAACUUCCCGCCGACCUCUUCACCUCGUGUCUGACCUCCCCUAUUGACAUCGCGCUACGAUACUUCCUGCUCAACAACCAGCUUCCCAACGACAUCUCUACGGACCAGGUCAUGCAGCUGCCAGGCGACCUAAAGGACCGACGAACGCCCCUCGGAGAGCUGAACUGGAUAUUCACCGCGAUCACGGACACCAUUGCGUGGACCACGUUCCCUCGCGAGGUAUUCACGCGCCUGUACCGGUCCGACCUGCUAAUUGCUUCCCUCUUCCGCAACUUCCUGUUAGCCGAGCGCAUCAUGAAGAACUACCACUGCACGCCCCAUACAUACCCCCCUCUUCCUCCGACCAACACUCAUCCUCUCUGGGCGGCCUGGGAUCUGGCCGUAGACGCGUGCCUGCGCCAACUCCCGGAUCUCUUGAAGAACGCGGAUUCCAAUAUCCCGAAGGAUGUAUCCCUUGGCGCGCGGAAUCGACGGCAGGCAGCUGCGAACGGUCAAGCAGCCCACGCAGGGCCGUCAACGACCCCUGGCGAGAAGUCGUACACAUACAUACCGAGCAGAUUCUUCACCGACCAGCUCACUGCAUUCGAAGUCUGGAUCUCCCGAGGCGGAUCGGCACUUACGAAGCCGGGUCCGCUUUCCUUGCCUAUACAGACUCCCAUGGAUCAGCUAGGUUAUGACGGUGCGACCGACCAAGCACCGUACCCUGCCAACACGCUGGAGCACAGCGACCACCAUCUCGUUCCUCGCAAACCUCCAGAUCAGCUUCCCAUCGUCCUGCAGGUCCUACUUUCCCAGCCACAUCGACUGCGGGCCUUGAUUCUGCUGUCACAGUUCGUCGACCUGGGCCCCUGGGCGGUACAUCUCGCGCUCACAAUUGGCAUCUUCCCCUACAUUGCGCGUCUCCUCCAGGCCGCGGGCCAGGACUUGAAGCCUGUCUUGAUCUUCAUCUGGGCGCGGAUCUCCGCCGUGGACCCUAGUUGUCAGGUCGAUCUGUUCAAUAACGGAGGGUUCAAGUACUUCGCUUCCGCGCUCGCAGCUCAGGACGAUCCGCGACAGGCUGUAUUCCCGAACGGCUCGGAGCACAAGGCUAUGUGCGCCUUCAUCCUCUCGACCAUCGCGCGUGACUACGUGCAGGGGCAGAACGCGUGCUUGAACGAGCGCGUCCUCGAUUCAUGUUUUGAGCAUCUCGACGAGGGCGACUUCUUGCUCCGCCAGUGGUCCGCCCUGUGUAUCGCGCAGAUAUGGGAUGCCAACGAUGAUAUCAAGGUCUACGGCGUCGACAGUGGCAUGCAGGACAAACUGAUCGCACUCCUCUCGGACGACUCGCCGGAGGUGCGCAGCGCUGCCCUGUACGCGCUCAGCACGUUCCUGGGCGCGUCUGGCUCCUCGGACCUGAACAAGCUCGGCGGCGGCGGAAGCGGCACGAUGUACCAGCUCGACGAGCCGGACCACUUCCGGAUGGAGGUCGCAGUCGUGACAGGCGCGACGCUUGCGAUCAAGGAAGACGCCAGUCCGAUGGUCCGGAAAGAGCUCCUCGUGCUCAUCAGCUGUCUUGUCAAGGAAUGGCGUGGGUACUUCAUCGUCUGUGCAUGGAUCUAUUGGGAAGAGGACCGGCGGUGGAAGGGAGGCGAGGAGAACCAGCAUCCGGACGACGAUGUUGCGGCUUUCGCCGUCACCGAGUGGCUGGAUAGCUUCGGCGACGAUGAGGACUACCGCGCGGAGAACCGGGUUCUGUUGUCAUCACUCUUCACGAUCUUCUCGAUCCUGCUUGAGCUCUCCGUGGAUCCGUACCAGGAGGUUGCCACGAACGCGCAGACUAUCGUGGACUACAUCAUGGCCCUCCUGCUGGCGUCUCCGUUCACGAGGUUGGAGAGCACGACGCUUAAUAGGCCUCCCACAACCGCGUCGGAUGCGAAGUCACUUCUGAACGGUACACGGCAGCGCGUUCCGUCGAACCAGUCUACGCAUACGGGCUCGCAGGUACCGCUGUCGCCCUCAGGUCGCCCUCCAUUAACCCGGAGUGAGACUAUGACCAGCACGAUCCAGAAUGGCGUGUCAAGCACAUUGCGGCGGACAUCGUCCUUCGCCAACGCGCUGCGGAGCCUUGCGGGAAACAUCGCGUUCCCUACUCUGGAGGAUGGCCGCUCAUCGCCGCGACCCCAACAGACCGAACACGCCCAGGAACGUACAGAGGUCGUCGAGGGUGUAUCGAGACCACCAUCCCCGAAUCUCAACUUCGCCCAGUAUACGUCGCCUUAUUCGCGUCCAGAAAGUCCGGAUGACGCCUAUUUGCAGCCAGCUUCGGCAUCGCGCACCAGCUUGUCUUCUCAGUCUCAGCAGGAACCCGAAUCGCCCACCAUGGGCUUCAUGCCCUGGAACGUCAUGGACGCCUUGAUGGCGGAGGACAUGGAGCGCCUGCGGGCGCGGCGGCGUAUCAACAGCCACAACCGGCAACAUGGUCAUUCGCACCACCGAGAUGGCUUCGGUGGCGGAGCGAGCCCGUCAGGGAGCACCUUCUCGAUGGACUCCAGCAUCAUCCUCGGCCUCGGCACGGGCGUCGGCCUGCGCGAUGUUCUACCACUGAAGAGCCGGUUUUAUGACUGGUGUUGCGAGUACUUCAAGGAGCCGCAGAUGAGGCAACCGGAGGCAGAUGAGCCCGGCAGCGUGCAGUACAACUACCAGGUUUGGCGGCAGCAGCGGAACGAGCAGGUGAUGGAGGACACCCACAAGCAGGCCCUGGAAGCGCCGCGCUGCAGAUGGGAUCGACCGGUGACUACGAUCCAGAUCAAUGGGUUGCCGCUCUCCCUCGCCUUCCACGCUUUCGACCCUCAUCUCGUCAUUGCCAAUGAGUCGGAUAUGGUCACCGUAUGGGACUGGAUCAAGCGCCGACGUCUGAACCGUUUCUUCAACGGAAAUCCUCGGGGAACUAGCAUCACGUCCCUGCACAUCAUCAACCAAGAUGUGGGAGGGAUCAUCCUCACCGGUGCAGCGGACGGGAUGAUUCGUCUCUACCGCAACUACGAUCCCAAUCUCUGCAACGGCCCAGUGCAGAUGGUCAGCGCGUUCCGCGGCUUGAACGAGGUCCUGCAAGUGAAGCGCGGCAGCGGCGUCGUGACGGACUGGAAGCAGUCCGGCGGCACGCUGCUCGUCGGCGGCGACUCGCGCAUCGUCCGCGUGUGGGACGCACACACGGAGAGCCAAAUGAUGGACCUGGACACAAAUGCGGAGAGCCCCGUCACGGCGCUCAUGUCUGACACCGGCUCAGCUCCCACGUUCCUGGCAGGGUUCGCGGAUGGCGCGGUGAAGAUCUUUGACCGGCGGCACGAGGAGGUCGUCAGGUCGUACCACCAGCACCCGUCCUGGGUGCAGAACGUGAAGUGGCAUCCCACGCUCUCUGGACAGUUCCUUUCGGGCAGUAUGGAUGGCGAGGUCAAGCUGUGGGACCUCCGCGGAGGCGACAGCCCUGUGCAGACGUGGGACCUCUUCCCGCAGGGCCUCUCCGCAUUUGACGUGCACGAGCAAACAGAAGUCUUCGCCGCUACCUCUUCGCUCAUGGUCUCAAACUGGCGCACGCAACGCACAGAGGUGCAGUCGCUCGCGACGAAACGUGCGCUGGGCUCGCUCACGACGGGCCUCGCGAUCCCGCCACCACGCGACUCGACAACACCAUUCACGCCGCGCACGAGCAGCCUCGCGUUCCACCCACGCGAGAUGGUCUACGCCGUCGGUUCCUGGGAUGGCACUGUCCGCAUCACGGGCUGCAAGCUCCCAUCAGUAUCAUAGACGCACACGUUCCGUCGGACACUCGCUCUCAUCUCGUUCUCCGUCCAGCGCUCUCCACUCGUCAGUCGUCGUCGAAGGACCGUACAUAGCAGCCCGCACGCUUCCCACCGUCUCCGCCCCGCCCCCGUGCGUGGGCCUUAAUAUCGGGCACCGCAUCCGCAUCCACACCCGCACCGCCCGCCCGCCCCCCUAGCUCCCGAAUCCCUAUUCGCGCUCCGUGCAUAUGCAUAUGCCGACGCCGCCCGCCGUGCGCGGGCGGCCUCGUAUAAGUACUCGUACAGCAGUAUGUACCAUAGUUCAAGUAUUAUAGCGUCUUGUAUUGCGAUCCGGCGUUUCUGGCUGUGGCUACAAUGAGGACCCU
Molecule: messenger RNA, 5089 nt
Organism: Trametes versicolor FP-101664 SS1
Lineage: Eukaryota; Fungi; Basidiomycota; Agaricomycetes; Polyporales; Polyporaceae
Product: ubiquitin-binding TORC1 subunit KOG1
Exons: 10
Coding region: 82-4728 (1548 amino acids)
Biological process (GO): positive regulation of protein serine/threonine kinase activity; regulation of autophagy; cellular response to amino acid stimulus
Cellular component (GO): TORC1 complex; cytoplasm
Molecular function (GO): protein-macromolecule adaptor activity; protein binding
Source: RefSeq, a predicted model, not a curated record